CACCCGCCACCACCGUCGUCGCGUCGUGUCGUUUCGUCGUUGGCAUAGUCGUCGCCACUGUCGUCGUCGUCGUCGUGGUCGUGUCUUUUACGUUCUCUCUUGUAAGCGGCCGCGUCUGUGCGCGCGUGCCUUUCUCUGUGUUGUGUGAUGUUGUUGUGUGUGUACAGUCGCAGUCAGUGUAUUAGUGUAUAUCUGUGAGUGAAACCCACACACGUAUACCUAUACACUUACGAGGCACGCAUACCUAGACAUUAUUCACUUGGUGGACGAUUCACGUAUAGCUAAGCAAGAGAGUCACCCUACCACGCUCGGCAGCACACAGGGACACGCACGUACUCACACGCUCUCCUCGAAUCCGGACGGGACUUUAGCACACCAACACCUCUGCGGGAGGUGUGGGGGUGAGCCCCCAGAGGAGGUGUCAAUCCUAGCGCUGCUCAGUGACCAUCGCGGCGCCACCCAAGUAACACCUUUCGUCCGCUCUCUCUCUGCAACUGAGCACACCGGCAGAAUCUAGUCGACGUUUUUAACUCGAGUCAACAAGGGAAAAAUCAGACACGCUCCUUUAUUACAUUUUUUUUCUUCUUUUUUCCAUUUCCUAAUUUUGUCUCAUCCACCGAUCGUCAUCAUCAUUGAGCACCUCGUGAAAUCAUCGAAAAUUAUCAAUCGAAAAUUGAACUAAACUUUUCUCUCUCCUUUUUAAUCUAUUAUUCUCAACCAAGAAGAAGACUCCUCAAACGAAGACAUUGGAUUCGAUAGAGGGAGGGAGAGAGAGAUAUAUAUUUAUUCUGCUGCUCAAUACUAUUAUUUAUUAUUCUUCAAUAAUACCCUGAUAAGAAGAAAAAUACUACGUUUUAAUUGAUCUGGUGUUUACCUAUUUUCGUGUCUACGUUAAUCUUUAUAACGACGACGCGUCGUUUCUCGUGUGAUCCCGGCCCGUCGGACAGUGUGGCUUCUUCGAGCGCGACUACGUUCUCGUGCUUCUCACCUCGUCAUUUCCAUACCUUUCUCUCUCUCCCUCUCUCUUUUUCUCUCAUACACAGUCCCUCUCUCUCUUUCUCUCUCGCUCUCUAUAUUAUCUGUCUUGUCCAAUUGUCUUUUUGUGUAAAUUGUGAACCAAACGAGUGUUUUGGCAAACAGUGAAAAAUAGUGAACGAUUACCUACCGAAGGAUGGGAGCAACUGUAGGUGCGAUUAAAUCAAUCCGAUAAAAGUGACAGUGCUGCUUAAUUAGAAAAAUAUCGUUGAUCGAAAUCGUUUCACUUAAUUGUGAUAAUAGUGAACAUAGAAGAGGUAUUUGUCAAGACAAGUGAAUGAAUAAGAAGAUGAAGAAGGGAAGGAUCGAUGGGUCGUUGAAGGCGAGGGUGAAUCAUCUUUUUGGCAGGAAAAGGCGUGAACGUUCGAAGGAUCAGAAUCCUCAACGUUCCUGAACGAGGAAGCAACAAAUAUGUUGGCGUGGUGAUCGAAUAAGUGCCUCACGUGCUUUCCAAAAAGAGACUUAAAAAUAUAUAUAGAUAAAGAUAUAUAUAUAUAUAUAUAGAGAGAGAGAGAGAGAGAGAGAGAGAUAAAGAUAGAGAGAAAAGCCAAAAAGGCAAAGAAAGGCAAAGUGGGUUGAUAAAGUGAAGGAAGAUAAAUAGCAAAGACGCGGAAAAAAAAAGAAGAAGAGUUAGAGUCACUCGAAGAGGAAUCUCGCGCGACUCGGCACACUCGCCCGUCUCGAUGAGAUUCGAACAGGAGACAGCGUGCAGGGGUACCCACUGCGCCAGCACUCCGCAACCCUCCGCGCUGCAACAGCGAACACGGCCUGAGGAGUUGGUGGUGGAAGAGGAGGAGGACUCUUCCUCCUUGAAGGACGACAUUGUCGUAGGUCAACGGUUAAGACGCAGAGAAUUGGAGACUAACGUGGUCGAGGGUGCGAAGACGGGGCCGAGGGCCGAGGCGGGGGGGCCUGGGAUGGCGUACCCCGCGUCAGCGACGGCUCUGAAUCAGCACUCGCCGUUCGCAAGCUCGUUGUCCCUCGGUGGAGGACCACUUGGUGCUGCCAGCAGCGGAGGAACCGCUGGUCCUCUCGCAGCUGGAGCACUAACCUCCAAUAAUCCCAACGGCCAUAUCUCAACGGCCGGUGGACAACAUUUGCCAGCACCGGCCGCUCCAAGACCAACGGAUUUUAGUGUUUCCUCCUUGUUAACUGCUGCCAACACUCAUCCACCGAUCUUAGGUGGUUCUUCGUCUCAAGGUAGCGCAUCGCCACCACCUGGAGGACCUGGCAGUCCAGCAGCGGCGCCCGAAACUCCGCCACCCUUACCGAUCCAAAGGGAAUUGUCUCAUCCUUCCUCGGCUGUUGCCGCUGCCAGUUAUUUCAGUGCCGCUGCACUGGCAGCCGCUGGUUUGUAUAAUCCGGCGGCUCAUCUGCCUCCAACCAGCUCGCCAGGGCCGACGGCUCAUCAUCUACAGGGCAAAGCUAUACUCACCAGUCCGCAUCAUCAUCCGCAUCUUAAUCCUCACGGCAUCACGCCACCAGGUUUAGGACUGGCUCCGCAUACUCCCGAAGAAGCAGCAGUCCUGGCGGCGGCAGCAGCUGCAUUACAUCAUCAUCACCAAGGUGGUCCUGGAGGUCCAGCGAUGAGGCCUCUAAGGCCACCUUUACCACCGGGGAUGCUGCAUACUUCGCCGCAUCCCUUGGCACCGCACCACCCCUUGGCCGCUCCUCAUCAUCCUCUGGUACCACCACAUCAUCCAGAGGAAGAUGGGGUCGUCGAUGAUCCUAAAGUCACGCUAGAGGGCAAGGAACUUUGGGAAAAGUUUCAUAAACUUGGCACAGAAAUGGUCAUCACCAAAAGUGGCCGGCAGAUGUUCCCUCAAAUGAAGUUCCGAGUUUCCGGUCUGGAUGCCAAGGCCAAGUAUAUCCUCCUAUUGGACAUCGUUGCUGCUGACGACUACAGAUACAAAUUUCAUAACAGACGCAUGUUUCCCGCGUAUAAAGUGAGGGUGUCCGGGUUAGACAGGCAAGCUAGCUACAUACUGCUAAUGGACAUCGUGGCAUCGGACGAGUGCCGAUAUAAGUUUCAUAACAGCAGGUGGAUGGUUGCUGGUAAAGCUGAUCCAGAAAUGCCGAAGAGAAUGUACAUUCAUCCGGAUUCACCUAGCAGCGGCGAACAAUGGAUGCAGAAAGUCGUGAGCUUCCACAAACUCAAGCUCACGAACAACAUCAGCGACAAGCACGGCUUUGUAAGUACUACGAUAUUGAAUUCUAUGCACAAAUACCAACCAAGGUUUCAUCUAGUACGAGCCAAUGACAUCUUGAAGCUUCCCUACUCGACGUUCAGGAGUUAUGUUUUCAAGGAGACAGAAUUCAUUGCCGUGACGGCAUAUCAAAACGAGAAGAUAACUCAACUGAAAAUCGAUAACAACCCGUUUGCUAAAGGAUUCCGAGACACUGGUGCGGGUAAACGAGAAAAAAAAAGGCAGGCGCUGUUGACGGUAUCGGGAGGCGGUUCUCGUUUGACGUCGGGUGGUCCAGCAUCUCCUGAGAAACGGCGAUCGUCCAACUCGGCGAACGAUUUGUUGGAUGACGAGGAUAAAUUAUUGGACGUGGUAGGUCCGGAGACGCCGCAUCCGGCUCAUCAUCAUAGAGAACGCGAACAAUCUCGGGAAAGGGACGAUAGAACGAGCGAGAGAGGAGAAGGUAGCGAAUCUUCGGGUUCCGAGAGCGGCGGAGUGUCAGGAGGAGCUGCAGGAUCCGAAGGCCCGCGUCCGGACGUUUCGGUGGGCCCACCUUUGCAUCCGCCAUUACUACCGUACCUCUAUCCACCUGUACCAGGAUUGUAUCCAGGUCCGGGUCCGUUAAUACCACCUAGUCCAUUGGGUCUACACGGUGGAGUUACCCCAAGUAUGUUGUUCAACGCUCAACUGGCAUUGGCAGCUUCGCAGCAUCCAGCUCUAUUUGCUCAUUAUCCUCAUCCAUUGGCCAGUCCGUUACAUCAAUUGAAAGGACAUAGAUAUGCACCGUAUACAUUACCAGCGCCAUCCCAUGGAUCGGCUUUCGAAACGGUUACACCUGGAAGUAGGAAUCUCAGCCCAAGAUCCCCACCCCCAAGGCCAUCUACGGGUUCUCCAACGCCUACCGGUGGUCCGGCUACGGUAUCGGCAAAUACCGGUCCAACAUUAGGUUCCACCACUUCGGGAUCCGCCACCGAAUUAAAAUCUAUCGAGAAUAUGGUUAACGGUCUUCAAGAUAAAAGGAGAAGAAGUCCUAGUUUAACGCCCGGACACCGUGGCGACGGGGAAACCGGCGGCGGAGGGAGUCCGUGACAGGAGAACGAGCCUGUAACCAGCACAAACGACGAUCCGGAGGAUGAUCCCGACUUGGUGGAUCCCGAUUUGGAUCCUGACGACGAUGGCUCCCUCGAUCUCGACGAUCCGUCCGCCGACGAGAGGGAACCUGACUCGACCUCGGAACCCUCGUAGCGAGAGGAAUCUCUUCGUCUCUCCGAUAUACGAAAGAUGCUCGAACUUUUUGUCGUCGUUCUUCUCUCGAUAAUUUUACUCUCACCAAAUCGUUAAUUGUUGUCUCGUUCUAAUCCUCAUCCGUUCAUCCGUGUGAAGUUGCUUGCGCAAGUGUGAAACGAUUCUAAUCAAAGCAACAAUAACAACAACAACAAAAAUAAUCUAUCAAAACUAUUAAGUGCAAUUUUCUUUCUCUAAUAGAGAUGAUUGAGAGUAAGGGAGGAUGAGAAUUUGCAAGAGAAAGAGAAAAAGAAAGAAAAAGUGAGAAGGAACGUUCUCUUCAUCGUUUAUCCUUUUUCUUAACCUUACUUCUCCUUACUUCCUCUAUUUGUUCUCUCUCUCUCUCUCUCUAUCCAAUCUAUUUAUCUUUCUUUCUCUUUCUCUCUUUUCCUCUUUCUUUUUCUUUUUUUCUCUGUCUCCCUGUUUUUGUUUUUCGAAAAAACAUUUUCGAUUUAACGGGAGAAAGGACGAUUUGUGAAAAUGGCGCCACCGUCGUCAUCGUCGUCGUGUAUCGAUUGGCCGAGCGAUCGUGAGAGCUUGCAAGAGGAGAAAGGUGAGGAGGAGGAGGAGGAAAAGGAGGAGGAAGUGGAGGAAGAAGGAUAAGAGAGACAUUGAGAGAAGGAGAAGAUACGAUAUACGCGGUGAGCUGCUUUCCAGCUUCACAGGAAAAAAAGGCUUUGGAAAGAAAUAAAAAAAAAAGGAAAGAGAG
This is a messenger RNA of Polistes dominula (European paper wasp), 5214 nucleotides long. It is a transcript of the gene bi, whose product is annotated as T-box transcription factor bifid. Gene Ontology annotation, biological process: positive regulation of DNA-templated transcription; regulation of transcription by RNA polymerase II; cell fate specification. Gene Ontology annotation, cellular component: nucleus; chromatin. Gene Ontology annotation, molecular function: DNA-binding transcription factor activity, RNA polymerase II-specific; RNA polymerase II cis-regulatory region sequence-specific DNA binding. The record is from RefSeq and is a predicted model, not a curated record. Lineage: Eukaryota; Metazoa; Arthropoda; Insecta; Hymenoptera; Vespidae.